AUGGGAAAGGAAAUAAUAUUAAAAGUUGCAGUGAUGGGUAUUACAAUAUUUGUGUUAUCCAUUUUGCACGUGACAAUGGCAGUGAAGAAGACAUACAUCGUUCAGAUGGCUGGAGACGAACGGCCAGAGUUUUUCCCCGAUCACUUCACGUGGUAUGCCUCGUCUCUGGCGUCGGUGUCAGAAUCGGCCAAGACGAGAUAUAUUUACGAGAAUGUGUUUGAUGGCUUCUCUACCAUGCUCACUUCUGAGGAGGCCGACCUCAUGAAGGGCCUUGAAGGGGUGAUAUCCGUCAUCCCAGAGACAAUCUACACCGUCCAGACAACCCGGACCCCUCUGUUUCUUGGUCUUGAAGAAUCGAGCCCACUCCUUCCGGAUCCCCAACAGGUGAGUGAAGUCAUUGUCGGGGUCGUGGACACGGGCGUGCGGCCCGAACACCCGAGCUUCAGAGACGAGGGGCUGAGACCCGUCUCAACAAGCUGGAGAGGGGGUUGUGAAGAGACAAUCGACUUCCCAAAAUCCAGCUGUAAUAAUAAAUUGAUUGGGGCGAGGUUGUUCGCGAAAGCGUACCUAGAUUAUCUCAAUCAAACAGGGGAAAAGGUGCCCGAUGAUGAUCCAAUAUCCCCGCUGGACUACUAUGGCCACGGGACCCACACCGCAAGCACUGCAGCCGGGUCUCCUGUCCGAGGCGCCAAUCUGUUUGGCUUCGCUGGCGGGACGGCACGGGGGAUGGCACCCACUGCUCGGGUUGCCUCAUACAAAGCCUGUUGGGAUUACGGGUGUUUUGGUGCCGACGUAUUGGCAGCCAUAGAGCGUGCCAUCUAUGAUGGCGUCCACGUGCUGUCGAUGUCGGUGGGUGAUGAUGGUGGCCUUGAUUAUGACAAGAAUUUGGUCGCGAUUGGAGCUUUUGCUGCGACUAGUAGGGGCAUCUUCGUUUCCUGCUCUGCAGGGAACGAAGGGCCCGACCCUUCCAGUUUGAUCCUCUUUGCACCGUGGGUAGUGACCGUCGGUGCAGGGACCAUUGACCGCGACUUCCCAGCGGAUGUCAUGCUCGGGGACAAGACAAAUUGCACCGGCAUCUCACUCUACAGCCGCCGCAAGCCACUGUCCGGUGGUCUCGUGUACGCUGCAAAUGUGAGCAACAAUGGCAGCAGUUUUUGCACUAACGGGACCCUCGCCAUGGAGAAAGUUAAAAAUAAGAUUGUGUUGUGUGACGGUGGGGUGAAUACCAGAAUUCAUAAGGCAGAGGUGGUCAAAGAAGCUGGGGGUUUAGGGAUGAUUGUGGCAGACGAUUACACAUCGCCAGACUCUUGCAUGGUGGCAGAUGCUUACAUGUCUCCGGGCACAAGGGUGGGCAAAAAGGCAGGGCGUGAGAUAAAAAGGUAUUUGCAGUCCCAUAGAUCUAAUGCCAAGGCCAGUAUUAUGUUUAGCGGGAAGGAUACGGUGGGCGUGAAGCCUUCCCCGAUGGUCCCAGCCUUCAGCUCUAGGGGACCCAACCCUAUCACCCCCGAAAUCCUAAAACCGGACCUCAUUGCACCCGGGGUGAACAUCCUAGCCGGAUGGGGCCCUGCAUUGGGUCCCUCGUUAGUAGGUAUCGACAAACGCAAAGUCCAAUUCAACAUAAUCACUGGCACGUCCAUGUCGUGCCCACACGUAAGCGGCCUGGCUGCUCUGCUAAAGGCGGCCCACCCUGACUGGAGCCCUGCCGCGAUUCGUUCGGCUCUCAUGACCACUGCUUACUCCACUUACGAGGACGGGAGCCCGUUGCUGGAUGGAGCCACCGGCAACGCGUCCAACCCGUUCGCUCAUGGUUCCGGGCAUGUCUCCCCUGUCACUGCCCUCAACCCAGGCCUAGUCUACAACCUAACCAAAAUCGAUUAUUUGAACUUCCUCUGUGCAAUAAAAUACAAUUCUUCUCAAAUCAAGGUCUUUGCAGGGAAAACAAAAUUCCGUUGCGAGCAAAGGAAGCUAUACAACGUCUACGACCUCAAUUACCCUUCCUUCGCAGCCACCAUCCCCCCAUCUGGAAAAUGUAAAACCAAAGUGGUUUUUAGGAGGACACUCACCAAUGUGGGAGAAAAUGGGACGACAUACCGAGUGUCUAUAUCUUCACCAACUCCGUCGGCCACGAUUUCUGUUACUCCUAAAACAUUGGUUUUCCACCAGAAAAACGAAGCAAAGUCCUACAAGCUGACGGUUGUAGCAGCCUAUAUGCCGCCCGGUACCAACGCGUUCGGCAGAAUCGAGUGGUCGGAUGGGAAUAAUGUGGUGGGGAGUCCAGUUGCUGUUAGUUGGAUCAACGCUACUCGGGAGUAA
Messenger RNA from Striga asiatica, 2313 nucleotides. The record is from the annotation of a GenBank genome assembly. Lineage: Eukaryota; Viridiplantae; Streptophyta; Magnoliopsida; Lamiales; Orobanchaceae.